AUGAAGCAGGUAAAACCCGAGCGAUUGGCUGGUAAUGAGAUAAAAGAGGAAGAAUCCCUAUCCGAGCACAUCAUCAAUGAAGAAAGGAGUUCGAAAGAAGAACUCAAGAAUAUUUCAACUCGGCUUGCAGCUGAGAACAAUUCUCGACCAGAGAAAUCUGAGGAAAGCCAUACGGUUCAGAAGAACGAUAUUCCUGACGAAAAAACAAUUCUCCAAGCUAUAGCUCCGGCUUUCAUUGAUGGUUUCUCGGAUUCAGCGGGUCGUCGCCCGGCUUACAUUAUCUGUUUCACGAUUUACAUCAUAUCCAACAUAGCUCUCGCUCUCCAAAACAACUAUGUCACUCUCCUCAUUCUCCGUAUGGUGCAAUCAGCCGGUGGAUCCGGCACUGUUGCUUUAGCAAAUGCUGUAGUAGCCGACAUUGCCACUUCCGCUGAAAGAGGAAUUCGCGUUGGUUAUGCAUCUAUGAUGGCUGGAUUUGCACCCGCAGUUGGUCCUAUUCUUGGCGGCAUCGUAUCCCAAUACACCAGCUGGAAGUGGAUUUUCGGAUUCCUAGCGAUUUUCUCCAUGGCCUUUUUCAUUCCACUUCUUCUUUUCAUGCAUGAGACCUACAGGAAAAUAGUAGUCGACGGAUCAAUACCACCACCCAAAUGA
Botrytis deweyae is the source of this 651-nucleotide messenger RNA. RefSeq lists its product as uncharacterized. The coding region runs from base 1 to 651 and encodes 216 amino acids. The transcript is spliced from 2 exons. The record is from RefSeq and is a predicted model, not a curated record. NCBI's taxonomy places the organism in Eukaryota, Fungi, Ascomycota, Leotiomycetes, Helotiales, Sclerotiniaceae. Gene Ontology annotation, molecular function: transmembrane transporter activity. Gene Ontology annotation, biological process: transmembrane transport.